Patiria miniata (bat star) is the source of this 2166-nucleotide messenger RNA. Its product is annotated as hepatocyte nuclear factor 3-gamma-like. The coding region runs from base 642 to 1862 and encodes 406 amino acids. The record is from RefSeq and is a predicted model, not a curated record. Gene Ontology annotation, molecular function: RNA polymerase II cis-regulatory region sequence-specific DNA binding; DNA-binding transcription factor activity, RNA polymerase II-specific. Gene Ontology annotation, biological process: anatomical structure morphogenesis; regulation of transcription by RNA polymerase II; cell differentiation. The transcript is spliced from 3 exons. Lineage: Eukaryota; Metazoa; Echinodermata; Asteroidea; Valvatida; Asterinidae.
UUUAUACUCAUAAUCCUAUUUUUUCUCAAGCAAUUCUUUAAAAGUUGCAAACAUUUGUAUUUAGCGACUCUCCAUCCCCUGCUGGCCCUUCCGCCAUCUUUGAUCGGAACCAUUAUAGCCAGUAAUGAUGAAUGAGUCAUCCAAAUAAAAAAAGCGCGUUUUUCUCUUUCAAACUAAUCACGAUUAAAAGACCCUCAAUGAGUGGCCCAACUAGUGAACUUCACCGACCCGACUAUUGGACGAGUCGGUCAGGUAGUUUGAUCCGCCCGCCCACGGACAAUAGACCAGAGCACCGACACAGAGCGAUAAAACGGGUUGCCGCGUGGGCAAAGUGCCGUCCCCCUUGUGAACGGCCCGCCCUCUCAUCUCGUUUGGCUUUUAUUAGUUUGUAAUGGGUCGGUAAGUUUGGGCUACCGUCGUGAAUGGCGAGCGUCCACCACUCCCGACUGUUCCUGUAACCUUUCCGUUGACAUAAAGCUAAUCCCAGUUAAUCCCCUGUCACUUACCGGCACUGAUGUUUCGACUUCUACCGUCCUGAGACCUCUGCUACCACCAUUGCUUUCUCAGACUCAGUCGAGACAAGUCACUCUACAACAUCCUCUCCAAAGUUUGCUCACUCUUUUUUGAUUCUCAUCGCCAAGAUGGUUGCGACCAAGAAGACCGAGGAAUGCCGAUCCACCGAGGAUCGAGCCGAGAUCAAGGCCGUGCUCAGCGCCGUUCGUCCCCGUAAGUCUACCAAGGGCAAACAGCGACCCACGUACCGUCGUCGCGUCAAGCCUCCGCAUUCUUACGCUGAGUUGAUCACUAUGGCCAUCAAGUCGUCACCGUCUUGCAUGAUGACGCUCAGAGAGAUUCUGGACCACAUGUCUGCUUCCUACGAAUGCUUCAGAGGUUCCUACAUCGGCUGGAAGAACAGCGUGCGUCACAACCUGUCAGCCAACGACUUCUUCGUCAAGGUUCUGCGGAACAACCAGCGGCCGUACGGCAAGGAUAACUUCUGGACCCUGUCCCCCUCCUGCCCUCACUGCCUCGGGGAGUCCCCGGACCGUGAGCCAUCCGCCGGGUCAUCGCCGCUCCAUCAGCCGUUCCAGCCCCGGGUCAAUUCCUCCUCAUCGCCGAUCAACGCUGGAACGUCCCAUCACUCCGAGGAGGCCGCCGCACCGUACCUCUCUGCCGUCAACCAGCCAGCGGCUCCCGUCACGCGAUGUCCGAGUCCCACCCCGGGAUGCACGCCAGAAACCGGUACAGCUCCUGCCUCAGUUAACCACCAGGCCUGUGACGAGUGGAGCCAGCUGGAGGAUCUGUUUGUUCCCGAUGCUGACAUCGACUUAGCGCUGUACGAUGAAGACUUCGAGUUUGCCAUCCCGCACCAGCCUUCAGCGCCAGCUCAAGUCUGCCUCGGCUCUGCUGGUCAGGAUCGUUCUUCUCUCGCCCACAUCAAGACCGAGUACCACCCAAGCUACCCCGAGUACCUCCCGGCAGACUACGCACCCUACCAACCCCGCCACAGUCUCUUCCCUCACGGUAUCACCGAGCGACAGAUGAGGUUUCUGCCUCACAUCUCCUCAUCAGUCACCGCCAGACUACGCAUCAAGUCCGAGUACACCAGCACCACUACCAUCGAGUCCUCCAACUUUGUCUGCGGAGAUCCCGGCUCCUAUCCGCCAUCACCAGAGCCGUUUCUCCACGAGGCCGGCUACCCCGCCGAGCGACGACCGGACCAGUACCGCCUGGGCUCCAUCGUUGCCUCGGCAAUCCGUGGUAGCUUGAGUCUGGACUUGGAUGAGUCUGCUCUGCAAGCCAUCGAACGAUCGGUCAGACUGCUGGAUCGACCUAGGCCCGAUGAUCUCAUCUGCGCUUGAUAGGACUUUGUGAACUGAUACAACUCCUUCCACCUUAAUUCUGACUUUGACAGUGAUCUGCAAGAAUUAAAAAUACAAACAAUGUACAAAUAUUCAGGAUAGUCUAAAGUUACCUAAGGUUGUGUUUUAAUCUUAAAAUGUAUGGAUGCAACUAGCCUAUAGGGUAUCGGUAGUAAGUUUCGAAAUUCGGUUGUCAUUAGCUUUCAUUACGGCACCGGCAGUGAAAUUAAACUUCAUUCACACAGACAGACAAAAGAUAAUAGCCAAAUAGGCACCUGGCCUGUUAUCUGGUAAAAAAAACACC